UCAGCUCGAUAUGACCAUUUUGAAAAACCAGUAUGGGUCACCCCAUAAGGUCCCUCAAGAUGAAAAAUCUCCCAACUUAAAUUCAUUUUUUUCUAUUAGAAGUCAUUAGCUACCUCUGUACUAAAUUUCAGCUUUCUACGACAAUUUUGAAUUUCAAAAUUUUAUCCCACCUACUCACAUGACCCCCACCGGUCAACCACUUGACCGAUUUCGCCCAUCUUCGAACUCGUUUUCUAACUUGUCCAAUAUGUACAUACAUGGUAAAAAUUUCAAGUCAAUCGGUCAGCUCGUUAGAGAGUUAUAGAAAGACAGACGGACGGACGGACAUGACGGUUCCAUAAGCCCUUCCUCGGGCUAAUAAAAAUGAAAAUUUAUUUUGUAACUCGGCCAUUUGUCGUAACCUUAUAGACUGAUAAAGUGUCAAAUAAUUUUGAUCUUUAACAACCCUGUGUUUAAUUGUUGUCAAGUUAAAAUAAAUAAACAUCAAGUAAAAUAAAAUGAGGCUUUAUUCAAAAUAUCAUUUUAAAAUGUUCAAGCCGAUUGCAUAUUUUCACACUUUGGCACUUUUCACACUUUUAAUCUUCAAAUUCUACAACAAGAAUGUCUAAAAAGGUGAUUGUGAAGCAGGAUGUUGAAAAAAUUGCUAUCGACAGUGGUCGUGGGGUUCCACGAGCUGUGUUGAUCGCAACAGCUAAAGCAGCCGCUUCCAGGUUAAAGGUUGAAUCGUCCGUGGGAUCAUCAAAAACAUCCUCAAAAUUCCAGGAACUUCUCGAUGAGCCAUUUCAAGCAUUCAGCGUGGCGGAGACUCGUGCAGCCCCACAAGUGUCAGAGUUUUCCAUGCUAUUGAACCUGGAUGAGUAUGAUUUUCCCGACGAUGAAGCAAUUGAUCCACAACAUCUCGAGGUAAAUUUGGAUGUAACUGCACUGGACAGAUACAACGAGGACGUUCGGAAAUAUAGACAUAUUCUGUUGGAAGCAUGCCGAUUGCUGCCUUUCACUGGGGAUAUCAAUCGUCAACUACUGGAAAGGGUUCGAAUAACAGCAUCCAGUUUGUGCCGCAGUUGUUAUUAUGGAACUCCGAAAGCCCAAAAUCUUGCGGAGGGAUCAGUGCUUAUUUUAAUCUGGUUAUUGAAUCGUCGAAAUGUUCCCAUUAUGUUUCACAUGAGAAUACUUCAAAGCGUGGCAGAAAUGGUUUGGUCAUCAACUACGCUAAAAAGAGCAUUGGCCAGCGGUCAUGGAAUAAGAGUAAUAAUUCGGCUUCUCAGGUCCGGAAUUUUGCACCAUGCUGAUUUGGGCUGUUGGGCAACGUAUGCUUUGCUGGCAGCAUCUGUUGGAUGUGGAGAAGUUAUCGAAAUGGCUCAAGAUUUCCCCAACAUGGACGAAUACAUAGGAGAAAUUGCGUUUCCUUAUUUUUGGAGAGAAUGGCCUGCAAACUUUGGGGUCAUUUUGCAAGGUGUGCUCUUUGGACCGCAUUCUGUUACACCCCUUGAGGACGAAUUUGGGUUUUUAUAAAUAAGCUAAUAUGACACGCAUUCUAUUUGCAGUCAUUUUAAUUUAACGAAAAACCAAUUCAUGUGACUAAUAAGCUUAAGAAAUAAAUUCAAAAACUUCUUUCAUCGUAAAUUUGAUUAACUUGAAGGAGAAUUUAGUUUGUGAGCAUUGGUCUCCAAUUCCUAUGCUAAAUAUUAUGGAUAUGGUUUUUCAAGGAUAAAAUAUUCCCACGCUCACUGAUCCUCCCAAUCCAACCAUAAUUAUUAAGUUCAGCUUAA
Molecule: messenger RNA, 1769 nt
Organism: Folsomia candida
Lineage: Eukaryota; Metazoa; Arthropoda; Collembola; Entomobryomorpha; Isotomidae
Exons: 7
Coding region: 601-1512 (303 amino acids)
Source: RefSeq, a predicted model, not a curated record